AUGUCGACGACAUUUUGGGAUCUCUGCUCCGAUAUUCUCCAGGAAAUUUUUAGUUAUUUUUCAAUCGAUCAAGUGUUUUAUUCAUUCUAUCCUGAUGUUUUUCCUAGUCUCAGUAAUAUUAUUUAUGAAAGUCGUAUGAAAUUUCCACUUUGUCUAACCAAUGAUGAUAUGUUAAAUGCUACACUUUUUUCUCUUAUCGAUAAACAUCAAAUCAUUGCUCUUCGUCUUACAGCAGUUCAAAUCGGAUUGAUAGAAUUCUUAGACAUUCAAUCAAUUACAUUGGUAGAUGUUCGUAUGAAUAUGACGCUUUUAACUGAACUCUCAGCAUUACCUCUACUAAAACGUGUCAUUUUGAUUUAUUCUCAUAAUGAAUCAAAAUUAAAUGAAGCAUUUUUAUCAUACAUAUUUUGUUUACCUUAUCUGAAAUACUUGGAAUUAGAUUUUCAUGGUAGUUAUUUAAAUAUACCACAGAUAUCCAAAAAACACGUGUGUUCAAUUAAAGAACUUGUUUUACGUACACCUUGUUCAUGGAACAAUCUACAAGAACUAAUCGGCCAUUUGUUGCAUCUACGUAUUUUGCGUGUCAUGAUAAAUGUUCAUGGAAAUGGAAACAAUAAUGUUCCGCAUCAAUUUGGACUUAUUCCACCGAUUAUAUCCAAUGCGUCUUUUCCAUCUAUUGAAAUUUUUGAUCUCACCUGGUACACUAUUGAAAUGAAGAAUAUUCUUGCUUUCGUACGUCAAAUGCCUAAUUUAAAACAACUUUGUUUAUCAGGUAUUACAAAUAAAAACGCUUUGCAGAGUAAUAUUUGGAAAGAACUAUUGAACGUUGUAUGUCCAAACUUGCAGUUACUCAAUGUUAAAAUGUUAAUUUGGAUUCAAGAAGGAGUAGAAGAAAUUAAAAAUAAUUUUGAUACAGAUUUCUUUUUUAAACAGACUCAAUUUUAUUUAACAUUCAGUAAACACGAACGGGAAUUAUUACAAUUCAAUGGCAAAUUUAGACGUUAG
Molecule: messenger RNA, 1005 nt
Organism: Rotaria sp. Silwood1
Lineage: Eukaryota; Metazoa; Rotifera; Eurotatoria; Philodinida; Philodinidae
Source: the annotation of a GenBank genome assembly